This is a messenger RNA of Phalaenopsis equestris, 1544 nucleotides long. RefSeq names its product protein CLP1 homolog. The transcript is spliced from 10 exons. Bases 70 to 1353 code for a protein of 427 amino acids. The record is from RefSeq and is a predicted model, not a curated record. Gene Ontology annotation, cellular component: mRNA cleavage factor complex; nucleus. Gene Ontology annotation, biological process: tRNA splicing, via endonucleolytic cleavage and ligation. Gene Ontology annotation, molecular function: polynucleotide 5'-hydroxyl-kinase activity. Lineage: Eukaryota; Viridiplantae; Streptophyta; Magnoliopsida; Asparagales; Orchidaceae.
AUUAUAAACUUAUUAUACAUCUGUAUAUUUACCGGCUAGCCCUAGUUUUUGUGAACGGAGUCGGGGAACAUGGCUGCUCCGGCGUCGAUCCGGCAGUUCAAACUGGCCAAGGAGAGCGAACUUAGGGUUGAGGUCGGCGCCGAUUCUCCAUUCCGCAUCCGCCUCGUCUCCGGCACCGCUGAGAUUUUUGGAACCGAGCUUCCGCCGGAGAACUGGCUCUCCGUACCCCCUCGUCAAAAGUUUGCUAUUUUUACGUGGCAUGGAGCUACUGUGGAAGUAGAAGGAACCAGCGAGGUCGAGUAUGUUGCUGAUGAGACUCCCAUGGUGAGUUAUGUGAACGUACACGCGAUACUGGAUGGCAGGAGAGCGCGGGCUAAGGCAUCGUCUAGUAACGAUUUCGUUGCAUCCCAGGGUCCUCGGGUUAUUGUGGUUGGGCCCACGGAUUCUGGGAAAAGUAGUCUGUGCAGGAUGCUUCUGAGUUGGGCGUGUAAGCUGGGCUGGAAGCCUAUGUUUGUAGAUUUGGAUAUUGGUCAGGGAUCCAUUACUAUUCCUGGAUGUAUUGCUUCCACUCCAAUCGAAAUGCCUAUUGACGCUGUUGAAGGGAUACCUCUAGAAAUGCCCAUUGUGUACUUUUAUGGACACACGACUCCAAGCAUAAAUGGAGAACUAUACAAGGUUCUUGUGAAGGAGCUAGCUCAAACACUGGAGAGGCAUUUCUCUGCUAAUGCAGAGUCUAGGGCUGCAGGCAUGGUGAUCAACACUUUGGGUUGGGUGGAAGGCCUUGGUUAUGAGUUGCUUCUUCAUGCAAUUGACACUUUCAAUGCUAGUGUUGUUCUUGUCUUAGGGCAGGAAAAGCUCUAUAGCUUGUUGAAAGAUGUAGCAAAGAAUAAUCCUAAUAUGGACAUUGUAAAACUUCACAAGUCUGGGGGUGUUGUUUCAAGAAACCCAAAAUUUCGGCAGAAAUCUCGGGGCUUCAGGAUUAGGGAGUACUUUUAUGGCCUCUUCAAUGAUCUGUCUCCGCAUUCUAAUAUCGUCAGUUUCAGUGAUAUAACUGUCUACAGAAUUGGUGGUGGUCCACAGGCCCCACGUUCAGCACUACCAAUUGGAGCUGAGCCUGUAGCUGACCCUACUCGGCUGGUUGCUGUUAACAUAAACAGAGACUUACUUCAUUUGGUUCUUGCUGUUUCAUAUGCAAAGGAACCAGAGCAAAUAAUCUCUAGUAAUGUUGCUGGGUUUAUCUAUGUCACGGACAUCGACAUCCAGAGGAAGAAGAUCACAUAUCUUGCUCCUUGCCCAGGUGAGCUCCCAAGCAAGCUGUUGAUUGUAGGAACUUUGACAUGGUUGGAAAGCUAACUCUUUAUACUUUGAAGAAAUGCAAUCGUUUUAUUUAAAGCUCUCUCUCUCUCUAAAAAUUUACGUGGCAUUCUGCUGUUUCAUGUAAAUUAUGGCUUGUAAACUAUGGGUAAAAUUACUUGCAAUACUGUAAAGUCUAUAUGUUUGAACAUGUUUCAAUUGCAUAUUUUGUAGCUUAGCAUUGUGUAUAU